GGGGUCGCUCACUUCUUCCACCAGGCUGUGGAUGACGUCAAGAAAGGUUACAUCAAAGCAGAGGAGAAAUCCUACCAGCUCCAGAAGCUCUGUGAGCAGAGGAAGAUGGUGAUGUACCUGAACAUGCUGAGGACGUGUGAGGGCUACAACGAGAUCCUGUUCCCUCACUGCUCCUGCGACUCCCGGCGCAAGGGUCACGUCAUCACGGCCAUCAGCAUCCAGCACUUCAAACUGCACGCCUGCACCGAGGAGGGGUCUCCCCAGAACCAGGUGAUCGCCUUCUCGUGGGAGGAGAUGCAGCGCUGGGACACGGACGAGGAGGGCAUGGCCUUCUGCUUCGAGUACGCGCGGGGCGAGAAGAAACCGCGCUGGGUCAAGAUCUUCACCCCCUACUUCAAUUACAUGCACGAGUGCUUCGAGCGAGUCUUCUGCGAGCUCAAGUGGCGCAAGGAGGUGAGAGACAAUUCCCGAUUUUUCCUUGGGAUCCGGGAAUUCCAGAGGGGGCUGGAGGCCUUAAACAGAGCUCCCCUGGUUGGGAAUGUUUGGGAAUAAUCCUGGGAAUGUGGG
This is a messenger RNA of Corapipo altera (White-ruffed manakin), 567 nucleotides long. RefSeq names its product sorting nexin-27-like. Gene Ontology annotation, biological process: intracellular protein transport. The coding region runs from base 106 to 552 and encodes 148 amino acids. Gene Ontology annotation, cellular component: early endosome. The record is from RefSeq and is a predicted model, not a curated record. Gene Ontology annotation, molecular function: phosphatidylinositol-3-phosphate binding. Lineage: Eukaryota; Metazoa; Chordata; Aves; Passeriformes; Pipridae. The transcript is spliced from 5 exons.